Molecule: messenger RNA, 1002 nt
Organism: Polychytrium aggregatum
Lineage: Eukaryota; Fungi; Chytridiomycota; Chytridiomycetes; Polychytriales
Exons: 2
Coding region: 1-1002 (333 amino acids)
Source: RefSeq, a predicted model, not a curated record
AUGGACACCAGCAGCCAAACCAGCAGCCACACCAGCAGCCACACCAGCAGCCAAACCGGCCGAAAGAUUCGCUAUAGCGGCGAUCUCGAGCUGCGUCUGGACUUUGAUAAGGAUCCACUCGCUCGCCCCUCGAACAUGUUCCGAAACCCGGAUCACAAUCCGGAUGUAUGGCUCAAGCAGGCCAAGCGCAACUCGCAAAUCCUGACACUGGAGGAGCCGCUGAGCUCGGACCCAUCCAACCCGUUCGGUGACAGCAACACCGUGCAUCUGACGCCUCCCACCUACCCGCCGGCCGCCGCACAGUCCACUUUCAAUGGCGUCAGCGACGAAGUUCGGCGCUCGCUCCGUCACGGAUACGCCGAGGGCAAGCUUCAUCCAGCAGGUCCGCGAGCCUUCACCCCACAAACCAACGGUUUGAGCAGCGAGUACGAAGGCUCGCUAUACAACAGCAAGGGCUUUGAGGAGCCCAUCUACCGCCAGCUUCGCGGCGUCCUUUACACCGUCUGCUCUCUGUCGUCGCUGCUGGCGCUGGUGCUGAUGACCCUGGUGGGUCUCCAGGCCCGCAUCUCGACCGAGCUCUCGGCCGACGAGAGCGAGCGAUCCCUCAUCUCCCUCAACUUUUUCGUCAUGGUCGGCGUCUUUACGACGCUCCUUGCGGGAUUCUAUGUUGUCUGGUACAAGGUCCAGUCUCCAUCUCUCAACCGAUCCCACUACUGCUUCAUCAUCAGCGACAAUACCUAUGCUCGAUUCAGCGACCUGGGAAUGCACUUCCUGUUGCUCAUCUUCUGGAUCUCGUCCCUGGCCACAAUUGGAACCUCCAUCGGCCGCUGCACCGGCAGCACCCGAAGCUCGACCUCGAUCGUGCCCUCGGGAUCAUGUGCGACAACGUUUUCGGCCAUGGCCUUUGCUUCCCUCAGCAGCGCACUGCUCCUGUUUGGCAUCGGCAAGCGCUUCUACGAGCUGUGGAAGUCGGGCGAUCUGCAGCGGAUGCUGCGAAAGUAG